AACCACAGAGAGACAGAGGACAGCCACAGACUGUUCGGGGAUCUGUUUGAGUUCUCUCAUGAGAUGUGAUGAUACAUUUCUUUAAUAAAACACAUUAAAUAUCAGAGAGCAGAAGAAGAGUCUGGAGUGUCUCUGUUGUCCUUCGAGGACAAUUUAAAUCUAACAAACACUUCGUUAAAAAGCAGAUGUUAUGGUGAGUUCAGGUUCGGAGAUGACAGCAUGUGUUGUCUGUGCAGAAGUGACGCAUGCGCACACGUGACAACACUUCCUGUAAAGAUGGCGGCGACCAGAGGACUGUGGAGGACGUGGUGCCUGUUGUCACCCAGGACCCCGCUCCUGUUCCCCGCUGCAGGCCGACCGCUCAGCUCCGUGAGCGGGGACGUGCUGCCCCGGACCUCGCUGUCCAGUCCCCCGUGGCCGCAGCAGACGAGCCCGGUCCCGCAGGAGGAGGAGCGGGGUCGACACGCCGCCGUGGUGAGCGCCGUGAACCAGCGGAUCCAGCGGCAGGACUUCGGCCGCCUCUUCGCCGUGGUGCACUUCGCCGGGCGUCAGUGGAAGGUCACCGCGGAGGACCUGGUCCUGAUCGAGAGCCACGUCGAGGCGGAGUGCGGGGAGCGGAUCCGGAUGGAGAAGGUGCUGCUGGUCGGGGCGGAGGACUUCACCCUGGUCGGAAGGCCUCUGCUGGGGAAGGAGCUGGUCCGGGUCGAAGCCACCGUCCUGGAGAAGACCGAGUCAUGGCCCAAAGUCCACAUGCAGUUCUGGAGGAGACACCGGUUCCAGCGCAAGAAGAUCAUCAUCCAGCCGCAGACGGUGCUGAGGAUCAACAGCAUCCACCUGGAGCCCAGACUCUCGUGAUGAAGACUGGACCAUGACACACACACACACACACACACACACACCUCAUGUGAACACAUCAGGGUCAGUGAUGAUCACCAGUUUGUUUUUUACAUCAGUGUCAAACCAGGACUGAACUUGUUGGAUGAACUUAUGUAAAUAAAUUAAUUACUACAGAGA
Messenger RNA from Paralichthys olivaceus (Japanese flounder), 1014 nucleotides. The record is from RefSeq and is a predicted model, not a curated record. Lineage: Eukaryota; Metazoa; Chordata; Actinopteri; Pleuronectiformes; Paralichthyidae.